CAGCAGGCAGCCGCGCAGCAGCACCAGGCGGCUGCUGCAGCGAGCAGCGCUGGGAGGGCGACCCACCCACCAAUGAGGGGAGGAAGAGAGCGGCGCGCCGCGACCUGGCCAGGCGCGCACGCGUUCCUGCCUCCGGUCCCUGGUGAGGAGAGACUCGCCAGCCGCCGUCGCCAUGAGAAGCGGGCUCGCGACGCUGCUCGCCGUCGCCUCGCUGCACACGUGGACCGCGCUGGCGCUCAGGGUCCUGGAUCACAGACUCUUCGGCGCUACGCGCACCAUAAAGCUCAAGCCGUGCCAAAACAGGGUAACUGGCCAAGAAGGCACCUGCAUGUUUGCCUGGGACUGUUUCAGCGCAGGCGGCACCCACCUCACAUACUGCACAGACUCUUUUUACACGGGUAGCUGUUGCAAACUACCGCCUGGGGUCGUCGUGCAACAACAUGACAUGCCUUCAGAACCGGCCAACAGCAUUGACUCGGUGCCAUAUGAGGGUGACGACGACUACAAGAAAAGAACGAAGCGGCCUCCGACGAGCACGCUCAAACGACCCGUCAACUGCGCGACCGACCACCUCCCAGCCGCCUACCACUUAUACGCCCGAGAUAGCUACGACCACUACAACGCGCCUGGGCCCUAUACUUACGACCCUCACCACACGCCGCACUACGACAACUACUGCAGAAGAGACGACAGUUCCAACCACGACAACAGCUGGUACAACGUGGAAGUACACGGUGCCGACCUACACUGUUUCGGAAGAGCGCGAGACCACGACACAAGUGCCGACAACAAAGAGGGCAACCACGCCGCCAACGACGGUUCAGUCGACACUCCCAAAAGCAACAACUACGACGACUGUGCCAACGACUACGGUGACAACGGGGCCAACGACAAUUUCUCCUGA
Dermacentor silvarum is the source of this 904-nucleotide messenger RNA. Its product is annotated as serine proteinase stubble-like. The transcript is spliced from 3 exons. The record is from RefSeq and is a predicted model, not a curated record. NCBI's taxonomy places the organism in Eukaryota, Metazoa, Arthropoda, Arachnida, Ixodida, Ixodidae. The coding region runs from base 173 to 904 and encodes 243 amino acids.